GCAGGAUUCGUUGCACGAUUGUGUGUUUUUCACUGAAGCCUCCCUCAAUUUGAACACGAUACCACAUUGGUGUCGAAAAAUUACAUAAAACAGGACAGGAGAAACUACGAAGAAGGAAUAAAUGAAGUUUAUCAGCCACCAGCUUGUCAGCCAGCUUUUCCACAACAAGUUCAUUGUGGUGUUGGGAGACUCGAUUCAGCGGUCCAUCUACAAAGACCUUGUCGUGCUUUUACAGAAGGAUGAAUACCUCCACGCGGCCCAACUUAAAAGAAAGGGUGAGAUGAGCUUCGAGCAGGACUUUCUGGUAGAAGGAGGCUGCCUGAGCCAGAUGCACAAUGGAACGGGGUACCGUGAGGUCCGGCAGUACCAGUCCCCGCACCACCUGGUCCGCUUCUACUUUGUGACGCGCAUCUACUCGGACUACAUGAAGAGCGUCAUGGAGGAUUUCCGCCAUGGGUUGAAACCAGAUUUGGUCAUCGUCAACUCCUGUGUAUGGGACAUUUCAAGGUACCAUUCAAAAUGGGUGGACGGGUACAAGGACAACCUCAAUAGGUUCUUUGAAGAACUGCUUGGGAUCCUGCCAGAAGAAUGCUUGGUCAUAUGGAACCUCACCAUGCCCCUGGGAGAGCGCAUAAAUGGGGGGUUCUUGGUUCCUGAGAUCUCGCACAUGGCGUCCCAUCUGCGUCACGACGUGAUCGAAGCCAACUUCUACAGCGGAGUGCUGGCUGAAGCCUUCAAGGUGGACGUGCUGGACCUCCACUUUCACUUCCGCUUUUCCCUGCAACACCGCACCAAAGACGGCAUCCACUGGAACGCCCUGGCUCACCGCCAAAUAAGCACGCUACUGUCGCUGCACGCCGCAGACGCCUGGGGCGUGGAGUUGCCGCUUCGUUCUUUGGUCGACUUUUCGGUCGCCUGUCCACCGCAGGGCUCGGAAAGUACCGGUAAUCAACGUGAUGCGAGGCCUCAAAGAAUCACCUGGUCGCCUCGUCCUCGCCACCGUGGCUUGACGGACUUUGAAGCUCACCCGCCGCCAAGCUGGGACGAGCGUGCUGCUGACCACACACCUUACAGUCAUCGUGGCUCUCUACCAAACGAUUACAACGGCCCAUACGUGAUGAGGACGAGGCGCACCAGAUACCACUACAUGCCGUAUACUCAUCGCAGGUCCAACUACCAUUACUAGACUUCAUUCUCAUCUGCGUUGAAAUGCUUCUGAAGAAAGCGUGCUUCUCCGCGAGGAGAAAAUGUCCGUUUUGGGGUCAGUUCUCACACAAUCUCCACAUACAUUGAAUUUUUAGUGUAAGUUUAAUAUAUUCAGUUUUUAUUUUAUAAACUUGCGUUUCAUAUUAAAGAUGCCCUUCCAACAUGA
This is a messenger RNA of Hippocampus zosterae (dwarf seahorse), 1372 nucleotides long. It is a transcript of the gene fam113, whose product is annotated as family with sequence similarity 113. The coding region runs from base 122 to 1186 and encodes 354 amino acids. Lineage: Eukaryota; Metazoa; Chordata; Actinopteri; Syngnathiformes; Syngnathidae. The record is from RefSeq and is a predicted model, not a curated record. The transcript is spliced from 9 exons.